Messenger RNA from Rattus norvegicus (Norway rat), 6440 nucleotides. The record is from RefSeq and is a predicted model, not a curated record. NCBI's taxonomy places the organism in Eukaryota, Metazoa, Chordata, Mammalia, Rodentia, Muridae.
CCUUCUGGUGCCAGUGGCUUCAUAGGGCCUCCAACAGACCAAAAUGGAAAGCUUUGGAUGAAGAGAGCCUGCCGUGGUGAGAAGUCAGAGGAUUCAGAAAGGCUGGUAUGAGGACAGGAUGUAGAACUCUCAGCUCCUUCUCCAGCACCAAGUCCGCCUGCACACUGCCGUGCCUCCAGCCAUGAUGAUAAUGGACUGAACCGCUGAACUUGGCUUCAGCAUGAUCCACUCAGCUUAAUUUUAAACCGAAGCCGUCACCUGGUAAAUUCUGAAUUCUUUGCUGACUUUAUAUUGCCCAUAGACAAUUUGGGGAGUGAUGCAGACCGAGAAUCCUCCAAGACCCAGACAGACUAGAUCCCUGCUAACAAUGGAUAGGUGCAAGCACAUUGAGCAGCUGCAGCUUGCUCAAGGACAUUCCAUCCUCAACCCUCAGAAAUGGUUCUGCAUGGUCUGCAAUACAACGGAGUCCAUUUGGGCUUGCCUCAGCUGUUCCCACGUCGCCUGUGGGCAGUAUAUCCAAGAGCACGCACUGAAGCACUUUGAAGAAAGCAGCCAUCCCGUGGCCUUUGAGGUGAAUGACAUGUAUGUUUUUUGUUAUCUUUGUAACGAUUAUGUCCUAAACGAUAACACAGCCGGAGAUCUGAAGUCACUACGAAGUACACUAAGUGCAAUCAAAGGUAAAAGUUACCCUUGUGUGGUUCAGAGUGACUCGGUCUUACAGCCUGUGAAUGCGCAGGCCGAUUCUUACUCCCUACACGACAGCACCCAGUCUCUGCCUGGAAGUGAAGAUCCGAUGUGCACUGCCCUCUGGCACAGGAGACGUGCGCUCAUGGGAAAAACCUUUCGAACUUGGUUUGAACAGUCACCGAUUGGAAGGAAAAGGCAAGAGCAAACUCAGGAGAAAACGGUAGCCAAGAGAGAGGUGAAGAGAAGGCAGCAGGAGUUAGAACAGCAGAUGAAAGCUGAGCUGGAAUGCACUCCUCCGCGAAAGAGUUUACGCUUACAAGGCCUCUCCGAGGCGGCCACGGUCGAAAUCCUUCCGGUGCAGGCACCGCCGCCACCUCCAGCGUCCCCAGCGAAGGAGAAAGCCUUAGCGCUACCUCCCUCGGAAGACGGGAAACUUAAAAGAGUAAGUGACUCCUUAAUCAAACGAAGGCCCGCGGUAACUCCUGGUGUAACCGGACUGAGAAAUUUAGGAAAUACUUGCUAUAUGAAUUCUGUUCUUCAAGUGUUGAGUCAUUUACUCAUUUUUCGACAAUGUUUUUUAAAGCUUGACCUGAACCAAUGGCUGGCUGUGGCUGCCAGCGAUAAAGCCCGAUCCUAUAAGCACUCAGCCGUCACGGAUGCCGCGACAGCGGCGGCACAUCAGCUGAACGAAGGGCAAGAGAAGGAGAAAGGCUUCGCGUGCUCCAGACACCCGGGUUUAUCUUCAGGCCUAAGCGGAGGAGCCUCCAAAGGUCGGAACAUGGAGCUCAUUCAGCCAAGGGAGCCCAGUUCCCCGUACAGUUCUCUCUGCCAUGAAUUGCACACCCUGUUCCAAGUCAUGUGGUCCGGAGAGUGGGCCCUGGUCUCGCCGUUUGCCAUGCUUCACUCAGUGUGGAAGCUGAUCCCUGCUUUCCGUGGUUACGCCCAGCAAGAUGCGCAGGAAUUUCUUUGUGAACUUCUGGAUAAGAUACAGCGAGAACUAGAGACAACCGGAACCAAAUUACCAGCUCUCAUCCCCACCUCCCAAAGGAGGCUCAUUGAGCAAGUUCUGAACGUCGUAAAUAACAUUUUUCACGGACAACUACUUAGUCAGGUUACCUGCCUUGCUUGCAACAACAAAUCCAAUACUAUAGAGCCGUUCUGGGACUUGUCACUGGAAUUCCCAGAGAGAUACCAAUGCAGUGGGAAAGACGCUGCCUCGCAGCCAUGUCUGGUCACUGAUAUGUUGGGCAAGUUUACAGAAACAGAAGCUUUAGAAGGGAAAAUCUACGUGUGUGACCAUUGUAACUCAAAGCGUAGAAAGUUUUCGUCAAAACCAGUUGUACUCACAGAAGCCCAGAAACAGCUCAUGAUAUGCCACCUCCCUCAGGUUCUCAGACUGCACCUCAAGCGAUUCAGAUGGUCAGGACGUAAUAACCGAGAGAAGAUUGGUGUUCAUGUUGUCUUUGAGGAAACCUUAAACAUGGAGCCCUAUUGCUGCAGUGAGACCCUGAACGCUCUCAGACCAGAGUGCUUUAUCUAUAAUUUAUCUGCUGUCGUAAUCCACCAUGGAAAAGGAUUUGGCUCAGGACACUACACUGCCUACUGCUACAAUUCUGAAGGAGGGUUCUGGGUACACUGCAACGACUCCAAGCUAAGCAUGUGCACUAUGGAAGAAGUGCUCAGGGCCCAGGCUUAUAUCUUAUUCUAUACCCAGCGAGUGACUGAGAACGGACAUUCGAGACUCUUGCCUCCUGAGCUCCUGUCCAACAGCCAGCAGCACCCCAGUGAAGAAACGGACACCUCUUCUAAUGAAGUCCUCAGCUGAUCCAGACCCUGUUUUCUAUACAGAUUCUAACUACAUGGGAAGGAGAUGCUCUUCACAAAUUGUCUUACUAAGAAAAGAAUGCCAUUGGUCUAACGACUCCCGUUCUGCGCCUUGGAGAAUAGAUUGGAAGUGAAAUACUACAGUAGUUCUGGUUGUUCCCGAGGCUGCAUCCUCCCACAGGGAUCAGAACAGAUCUAAUGCAGAUCCUGACCUUUCACUACAAAAUGUAUUGCUUCCAUAACUGUCCUUUAUUGAGCACAAAUUUAAACUGAAAAUGGCAGAUUUACAAUACUUCAAUGAACUUUGAAACUAUGGGCAAUGAAAAAAUAGUUCCAAUAAAGCAGUCACAAAAUUUUGAACUUAGCAAACCAGUAUAUUAUGAUAUACAAAUGUAGUUUAUCUUGAGAGUGAAUUUUUAUGUUUAAUUAUUUUAGAUCACUUAAGUCCUUGAGUUUUUUUUUUUUUAGUUGAAAGGAAUAUAGUAGGACAAAAUGCAUAGAGACAGAUGUAUAAGGCAGAGAAGACACUGGGUCAAGCAUGGUACCUGGGGUAUUACAUCUAAGAUCUCAUUUUUCUUUAAGUAACUUGAGCCUGACUCUAGCAAAGAUUAUGUGACCACUGGGAACUUCUCAGGGCCCUGGCCCCUCUUUAAAAACUCUGCAAGUGACCUAAACUGAGAGAUUUCUUCUGCUUUGUACUAAAGAAAGCUUCCCAGGUUUUAUGGGAACCCGGCUGCUGCAGUGCAAAGCCACCCCCGCCACCACCCCCCUAACCUGCUCAGAAAGGGGGCUCCACCAGCCUACUGAUCCCAAAUUCCCUGUCAGCCCCUGGGAGACCUUUUGUCUCCUCUUGCUAAAUAAAGUGACAGCUUACUUCUAAGCCAGGCAGAGUUAGCUGUCUUUAGCACAGACUUCUGAAAGGAGUGGCACCUGGGGCAGCUUGUAACAAAACUGCAACAAAAAAGGCGUCAGCGUGCUGGAGCAUACGGAGAAUACUGGGUCUGAAAAUGCCUUAACAGUGUGCUAACAGGAUGCACACUGUUACAUCAACCGUUAAAUGUACCUCAUUAAAGAUUUAUGUGAAAGGUACCGAGUCGAACCUUUGAUUUCACGAAUGGUUUUUUGAAUCGAUACAUUGUAGCACCUUAUUUUUACUGCUGUUUAAAAGAGAGAAAAGCGUGAAACCAGCACACAGCAGACUGUUGUACUUACAUGAUUUUUGUUGUGAAUCUAAAACUGCAUUGAAGAAAACAAAACCCAAAUGAUGAAAAGAAACCUGUUUUCUUAUUAAAUACCUCAGUUGUACCAUGGACAUCUAUAUUCUUAAGUUGUUCUAACCAAAACCAACAGUGUGGAUUGUAAAAUAAUUUACUAAAGGCUCUAUUGUUAAACAUCACAGGAAGACUUGGUUCCAGGAAGAGAUACAUCACGAAAUGUAACAAUGAUUUUAGGGGAUACAUAGCUAGUAAGCAAACAAUACAUUCCCCUGUGUGUUGGUUUUGGCUUUCCUUUAUAAAUGCUCCCAACAGUGCUGAGAUAAGUUUGGACCUUACAAAGAGGAGACUGCUAAAAAGGUCUUAGAAAACUCUAAAGCUCUUUGGUUAGGGGUCAGUUUUUAACAUCCUGGGCUUAGAUAUCAAGGAACAUGAAUCCAGAGCCCCAGGAGCCAGCUGGAGAGCCUCAUGAAUGUGUGUUGAAAACCGAUGUCAUACUCAAAGGCAGCAGUGUGACUACCAGCGCCAUAAAGACCACUCAUACCGCCCAAAGUAACCUUUACUUAAAACUAUUCACGCAGCACACAAUCCAGGUCUGUUAAGUCUGCCUCCUCUUCAGAAACAAUGUCAAGCAAAAUAAGAAUUAUAUAGCAUCCCAGAGGCAAUACAGCACCAUUGUGCUAAGGCAUACACAAAUUAAGGCUUUACCCGGGCAAGGAGAAAUGAUGGAACAUUUUUAGCAAACCACAAAGAUUUUAAGCAGCUAAAUUAUUGGGCCCAGUCAAAACAAGUUAAAUAUGUGUCUUUACAUUCAAAUUAACAAAGCAAACCUCAUUUCCUCAAGUAAUCGGAUGCUGGGAUCUCUAACUUGUUGGAGGCCAUGGCUGUGAAUGUUGAGUACUUGGCUCACGAAGGAUAAAACCCAAUCCCAAGAUGACUUUUCUAAUUAGGACAAGAUUCAAUAUUUUGCUUGUGGCUUUAAUGUUGAUUUGGUUUUCUAAUGUGGAAUACAUAUAUGGGUUAAGGGAUAUUUACUACAUCAAGGUUUUCCAGUUGGCACAAUGUUUCCUCCCACGAUGCUUAAAUCAGUACAUCUUCCUAUGAGAGGUGGGGGAGACAUUUUAAAUAUGCUUCUACAAAACACAUUCCUCAACUGCACUCAUUCCUGCCUGCUUCAUACACAUGAAGACCUUGUAGCCACCAUGCCUGAAGAGAAUCUGCGGUAUCUGCUGUAUGCACAGUCAGAUAACACCAUCCACACUCAAGCAGCUUUCUGUUUAGAAUUACAAUCGUAGACAUUAAAAUGUGGCUCUCAGAUCUGAAAAUGUCUUUAUUUUUUAGAAAAUGGAUUCCAGGAAGGUUAAAAAGCAAUACCAGAGGGCAUAGGUGCAGAACUGGAUGUAUGUAGUCAUUCAAAGCAUCCAAGUAAGAAUAUGGCAAUAUAAAUAUCCAAAAAGCAUCUCUUAGGUCUUCAAAACAAAACGUUUAAGUAAUUCCUAACUAGUGAGCAGUACAGCAUUUCCUAGACGGGAGAAACAGUUAACAGUAAAGUCUUGAAAGCCUUUUCCUUGGUUAAUUACAUGUAGACAGUUUGGCUUUGAUCAAACUCCUUUAAACAUGGAUAACGGCAUUACACAGGUCCACUGUUAAAACAGACAUGUUGCAAAUUACUUGUGGUAUAAUGUGUUCCAACAAAGCUUAGAAAAUAAAGACGUUGAGUUGGCUUUGGACUAAGUUUUAAUAGUCAUCUCCUCUGCUGACAACUUCUUUACAGGUUGGGCGCAGCAGUAUGGUAUGUUCAAACUGUGCUGUGUAUGAUCCUUUAAUGUCACAGAGUGGUGGAUAUGGAUCUACAAUGCCCAAGUCACACAGGUUCUUCAGAGCCAUUAAGUAUUUACUUUCUCCCAAGCGAUCCAGCCACCUUCGGCAGAAGGCAAGGGUACCAAAGUUUUCAUUGAUGACAUUCAACAAGUGUUUUGUUCUUGGAAGCCUAAAAGGAGAAAAGUGAAGACAGUUGGCGAAAGAGUUAACUAACCAAUCUACCCAUUAUAAAAAAUCCAUGCUGUAUCUGCACCUGGAGUCUGAGCUUGAAGCAUGUAUUGUUCUUUCACUAACAGUAAGGGGUAUGCAAUGGCUGGAAGACAUGGCUGUGGAGCAUGAAGAUCACCUUAUGUGUGCUAAGUUCCUAGACAGAGAACAAGUUCACAGGGGACGACAACCUGUGAAAGCAUGAAUCCUACCUAUAGUCAACCUCUGUAAAGAGUGAAAAACACAAAGUCAACUGGGAUAGGUCACUACCAACAAGAAAAGCAUUAUGAUCCCAAACCUAGGACUGCCAGGAAGUAAGGGCAUCAUCAUCAGAGACUGGGUUUGGACUCCUCUCUCCACCAUUUAAGCCAGGGUAAAGAUACCGGGGCCAUCUGUCUGCUGUGCUACAGACACCGACUAAAUCACUGCUCAGACGGCAGACUCGUGACAUCACAGACGCGCCGCCUGACAGACAGGCUGGAAGAAGAUGCUCAUGAGUUAAGUCCUCACCUUAUUGGCACGUGUCCCACAUCAAAAUUUUUCAUGUAGUGUGAACAUUCCAUAUCGUCAUGAACCACGCCCUUCCCUGUGCUACCAAAGGUCUCAAUGGCAUACACCUCUCCUUCCUAAAAAAAAAAAAAAAAAAAAAAAAAAAAAAAAAAAAAAAAAAAGAACGAAAACACACAC